GCCCCGGCCUGUCCCACGGGCAGCAGCAGUCAGCUCCAGCCGCCGGCAGGGGUGGUCUGGACGCGAGAGCGAUGGCGCUGACCAACUUCAUCCUCACGGUGGCGGCGGUGGGUGCGGGGGUGCUCCUCUUCACCACCGACGUCCGCAAGUCCGCCGCCCUCUUCCGCCGCAACGCCCGCCAGCUCCGGCAGUGGCUCGAGGAGGACACCGCCUCCGCUGCGUCCAAGUCUGCAAAAGAAGCAGCUCCGAAGAAACUUGAUUCGACAAUCCCUAAGGAGAAGCCAAAAGAAAACAAUCACUGAUUGGAGUUGUUUAUAUGAAUGGUAUAAGCUCUCUUCAAGUCGUUUGAGCCUCUUUUCCCUGUAAUGUAAUAGAAACUUGAAGUCCUUAAGUACAUGCUCAGCAAAAUAUGUUUUCGUUUGAGCAGAGUAUUUUGGGCCCCUGUGGAGCAGCUAAUUGUUGUAUUUAUGUUUUCUUUGUAAAGAUAUAAAGCUCUUAGGUAAUCUACAUGCAUGAUGGUAGCUUUGAUGUUUGAAUGCCUUAUUAGUAAAACAGGCAUAAUAGUUUCCUUCUAUGAAGCAUUCUUGCUAUUUGCCAUUUUA
Molecule: messenger RNA, 602 nt
Organism: Phragmites australis (common reed)
Lineage: Eukaryota; Viridiplantae; Streptophyta; Magnoliopsida; Poales; Poaceae
Exons: 2
Coding region: 72-302 (76 amino acids)
Source: RefSeq, a predicted model, not a curated record